AGGGACGCUGUGGCGGUGCCACUCCGAGAUGGCAAUUGGCAGCAUCACCUGAGCGGAGCCUGCCUCCCCCGCCUUUUUCGCCUGAGUGGUGCAGACCAGCUUUGAAUGCAUGUGUGCUUGUCAUUCCCAGGCAUUGUAGGAUUGGUUCCUGCCUCCCAUUCAUGUAACCUGUGUGUGGCUCUCUUCCUCUCUCUGUGUAUGUGUGUGUAAGGGAGCGAGCGAGGCAGGCAGGGGGAGGGGGAGCUUUAAAUAAAAGCCUUUGGAUUGCAGCUGCCUAUUUGGGGCAGUACUCCCUACCAGGGAGACUUCUGCCUGGGAAGAAGCUGGACCAGCCUUGGCGGUGGCGGUGGUGUGGAGCUGCCGGAGGAGGAGCUCCGGUGCCUGGCUGUAGUUGCCCCGUUUGGGAUCGCGCGGAGGAGCCCUACCUAGAAGUGGCAUUGCCGCCUGCAGAAAUGGUAGACUGAGCUUAGCACAUGUCCAGGUUAAAAUUGCAUUCUUCAAGGAGUAUUUGAUGGAUUAUUCCUAGAUACUUCAAAAAGGUAAAUUAAAAAUCUUUUCCAGGGAGCCAGUAAACAUGCAUACUUCAGGAAAUGGCAUGUUAUAAAUGUGGGUGACUAAAAGCAUUGCAGUGAAAAAGAAGGCAGACUAUUAUUUAUCAUCGCAGUUGCAGAGCUACCAUUCCCUUGUUGUGCUACACUGGUUGUAGGGAGGGUGCUUCACCAAACCUCUGUGAAGCGUCAUAUGAGAUUAUUCCAAUCUGAUCACCACACAAACGCUGUUAUUUUAAUGUUGAAGACUCAGACAAAAGUGCCAUGGAUGUGAAAGAGAGAAAACCAUACCGAUCUCUGACCAGGCGCCGUGACACCGAGCGACGCUACACUAGCUCCUCGGCAGAGAGCGAAGACAGCAAAAUACCCCAAAAGUCCUACAGCUCCAGCGAGACGCUGAAGGCUUACGAUCAAGACUCCAGGCUGACCUACAGCAAUCGGGUCAAAGACAUGGUGCACCAGGAGGCUGAUGAAUUCUGCCGAACGGGAGCCAACUUCUCUUUGCGAGAGCUGGGCCUUGAUGACGCCAUGCCCACACACGGGACUUUAUACAGGACUGAUAUAGGGCUGCCUCACUGCGGCUACUCCAUCAGCGCUGGCUCAGACGCUGACACCGAGGCAGAUGCCGUCAUGUCGCCGGAGCACCCGGUGAGGCUCUGGGGACGUAAUACUAAGUCAGGCCGCAGCUCCUGUCUCUCGAGCCGAGCCAACUCCAACCUCACGCUCACCGAUACGGAACACGAAAACACUGAAACUGGUCCUCCUUUGCAUUGUUCAUCUGCUUCAUCAACCCCUAUUGAGCAGUCCCCUUCCCCUCCCCCUACCCCUGCGGCCAAUGAGAGCCAGAGAAGGUUGCUAGGCAAUGGUGUGGCCCAGCCAACCCAGGACUCUGACUCUGAGGAAGAGUUUGUCCCUAAUUCAUUCUUAGUUAAAAGUGGCUCUGGAAACCUCUGUGUACCUGCCAAUGAUCAUCCUCCGGGUCUUCAGAACCAUUCAAGACUUCGAACUCCUCCACCUCCACUACCACAUGCUCACACGCCAAAUCAGCAUCAUGCGGCCUCCAUCAACUCCCUAAACAGAGGGAACUUCACGCCACGUAGCAACCCCAGCCCUGCUCCUACUGAUCACUCUCUUUCUGGAGAGCACCCUGCCAGCACCCAAGAGCCAGCCCAUGCUCAGGACAACUGGUUACUCAACAGUAACAUCCCACUGGAGACUAGGCACUUCCUGUUCAAACCUGGAGGCACCUCUCCCCUCUUUUGUACAACAUCACCGGGAUAUCCCCUGACGUCCAGCACUGUGUACUCACCUCCCCCUAGACCCCUUCCCAGAAGUACCUUCUCUAGGCCUGCCUUUAAUCUGAAGAAACCCUAUAAGUACUGUAACUGGAAAUGUGCUGCUCUGAGUGCCAUUAUCAUCUCAGUCACGCUGGUGAUCCUGCUUGCUUAUUUUAUCGCCAUGCACCUGUUUGGCCUAAACUGGCACCUGCAGCCGAUGGAAGGGCAGAUGUAUGAGAUCACGGAAGACACAGCCAGCAGUUGGCCAGUGCCAACGGACGUCUCCUUAUAUCCCUCGGGGGGCACAGGGUUAGAGUUACCUGACAGGAAAGGCAAAGGAUCCAGUGAAGGAAAGCCCAGUAGUUUCUUUCCAGAGGACACUUUUAUAGACUCUGGAGAAAUUGAUGUUGGACGACGAGCCACACAGAAGAUUCCUCCUGGUAUCUUUUGGAGAUCUCAGGUGUUCAUUGACCAUCCAGUGCAUCUGAAAUUCAAUGUGUCUUUAGGAAAGGCUGCUCUGGUUGGGAUUUAUGGCAGGAAAGGCCUUCCUCCUUCACAUACCCAGUUUGACUUUGUUGAGCUCCUUGAUGGGAGACGGCUACUUACCCAGGAGGUGAGGAGUCUGGAAGGACCUCAACGGCAACCUAGAGGCUUUGUGCCAAUGUCCAGCCAUGAGACAGGGUUUAUCCAGUAUUUGGAUACAGGAAUAUGGCAUCUGGCCUUCUACAAUGAUGGGAAAGAGUCCGAGGUGGUUUCUUUUCUUACUACUACCAUCGAAUCAGUGGAUAAUUGUCCCAGUAACUGCUACGGGAAUGGAGACUGUGUUUCUGGAACCUGCCAUUGCUUCCUCGGUUUUCUGGGUCCCGACUGCGGCAGAGCAUCUUGUCCAGUACUGUGCAGUGGAAAUGGUCAGUACAUGAAAGGGCGAUGUCUAUGCCACAGUGGCUGGAAAGGGGCAGAAUGUGAUGUUCCAACAAACCAGUGCAUUGACGUAUCCUGCAAUAACCAUGGCACGUGCAUCAUGGGGACCUGUAUCUGCAAUCCAGGGUACAAGGGGGAGAGCUGCGAAGAAGUGGACUGCAUGGAUCCCACCUGUUCUGGGCGAGGAGUAUGCGUACGGGGAGAAUGUCACUGUUCCGUUGGCUGGGGAGGAACGAAUUGCGAGACACCAAGAGCUACCUGUUUGGACCAGUGCUCUGGACACGGGACCUUUCUGCCUGAUACCGGGCUCUGCAGCUGCGAUCCCAACUGGACCGGACACGAUUGCUCAAUCGAGAUUUGUGCAGCGGAUUGCGGAGGACACGGCCUCUGUGUCGGAGGCACCUGCCGCUGCGAGGAGGGAUGGAUGGGCGCAGCCUGUGAUCAGCGGGCGUGUCACCCACGGUGUAAUGAGCACGGGACAUGUCGGGAUGGCAAAUGUGAAUGCAGCCCGGGCUGGAACGGAGAGCACUGCACUAUUGAGGGUUGCCCUGGACUGUGUAAUGGCAAUGGCAGAUGCACUCUGGACAUGAAUGGCUGGCACUGUGUCUGCCAGCUGGGCUGGAGAGGAGCGGGCUGUGAAACUUCCAUGGAGACAGCAUGCGGCGAUGGAAAAGACAACGAUGGAGAUGGCUUGGUGGACUGUAUGGACCCAGAUUGCUGCUUGCAGCCUUUGUGCCAUGUUAACCCACUGUGCCUGGGCUCACCUGACCCCCUGGAUAUCAUACAGGAGACUCAAACCCCCACAUCCCAACAGAACUUGCACUCUUUCUAUGAUCGAAUCAAGUUCCUGAUUGGCAAGGACAGCACACACGUCAUCCCGGGAGAGAAUCCAUUCGAUGGAGGCCAUGCGUGUGUGAUUCGAGGUCAGGUCAUAACAUCAGAUGGAACCCCUCUAGUUGGAGUGAACAUCAGCUUUGUCAACAAUCCUUUUUUUGGAUACACAAUCAGCAGGCAAGAUGGCAGCUUUGAUCUCGUCACUAAUGGUGGGAUUUCCAUUAUCUUACACUUCGAGCGGGCUCCCUUCAUCACUCAGGAACACACGCUCUGGCUACCCUGGGAUCGCUUUUUUGUAAUGGAAACCAUAGUCAUGAGGCAUGAAGAGAAUGAGAUUCCAAGCUGUGAUCUCAGCAACUUUGCCCGUCCCAACCCCGUGGUCUCCCCGUCCCCCCUGACAGCAUUUGCAAGUUCCUGUUCCGAGAAAGGCCCCAUUGUUCCAGAAAUUCAGGCCCUGCAAGAGGAGAUUAACGUUGCUGGCAGCACAAUAAAGCUGAGUUACCUGAGCAGCCGCACGGCUGGCUAUAAGUCCGUCUUGAGGAUCAGCAUGACCCAUCCCACCAUCCCCUUCAACCUCAUGAAAGUCCACCUUAUGGUGGCCGUAGAAGGACGCCUCUUUAGAAAGUGGUUUGCAGCUGCCCCGGACCUCUCCUAUUAUUUCAUCUGGGAUAAGACGGAUGUCUACAGCCAGAAAGUGUACGGACUGUCGGAAGCCUUUGUUUCCGUGGGCUAUGAAUAUGAAUCAUGUCCUGAUCUGAUCCUGUGGGAGAAGAGGACGGCGGUCCUUCAGGGUUAUGAAAUUGAUGCUUCCAAACUCGGAGGAUGGUCCCUGGACAAACACCAUGCCCUCAACAUACAGAGCGGCAUCUUGCAUAAAGGAAAUGGGGAAAAUCAGUUUGUCUCUCAGCAGCCGCCUGUCAUAGGAAGCAUUAUGGGCAAUGGACGCAGGCGUAGCAUUUCCUGUCCAAGCUGUAAUGGCCUUGCAGAUGGGAACAAGCUCCUGGCUCCUGUUGCCCUAACAUGCGGAUCUGAUGGAAGCCUUUAUGUUGGAGACUUCAACUACAUCCGAAGGAUCUUUCCCUCUGGCAAUGUCACCAACAUACUGGAGCUCAGAAAUAAAGAUUUCAGACAUAGCCACAGCCCAGCUCACAAGUAUUACCUAACAUCAGACCCAAUCACUGGCUCCAUCUACCUCUCUGACACUAACAGCCGACGCAUCUAUAAGAUCAAGUCGACCUCCAUCGUGAAGGAUGUUGUCAAGAAUUCAGAGGUGGUGGCAGGGACUGGGGAUCAGUGCCUUCCCUUUGAUGAAACCCGCUGCGGAGAUGGGGGCAAAGGCACCGAAGCAACACUCACUAACCCCAGGGGCAUCACUGUGGACAAGUUUGGGUUGAUUUACUUUGUAGACGGCACCAUGAUCAGACGUAUUGACCAGAAUGGGAUUAUCUCAACCAUGCUGGGCUCCAAUGACUUGACAUCUGCCAGGCCUCUCAGCUGUGACUCUGCCAUGGACAUUUCUCAGGUUCGUCUAGAGUGGCCCACAGAUCUGGCAGUCAACCCGAUGGAUAAUUCCCUGUAUGUCCUCGAUAAUAACGUUGUGUUGCAGAUCUCUGAAAAUCACCAAGUGCGCAUUGUGGCCGGGAGGCCUAUGCACUGCCAGGUCCCAGGCAUUGAUCACUUCCUCCUCAGCAAAGUGGCAAUACAUGCAACUUUGGAAUCUGCCACAGCUUUGGCCGUCUCCCAUAACGGGGUCCUGUAUAUCGCUGAGACCGACGAGAAGAAGAUCAACCGCAUCAGGCAGGUCACCACCAAUGGGGAAAUCUCCCUUGUUGCUGGUGCACCAAGCAGCUGUGACUGCAAAAAUGAUGCCAACUGUGACUGCUUCUCUGGGGAUGAUGGCUAUGCAAAGGAUGCCAAGCUCAAUGCCCCUUCCUCCCUAGCAGUGUGCGCAGAUGGGGAGUUGUAUGUUGCUGAUCUUGGAAACAUCCGAAUCCGCUUUAUUCGGAAAAACAAGCCAUACCUCAACACACAGAACUUAUAUGAGUUGUCCUCUCCUAUAGACCAGGAACUCUACUUGUUUGACACCAGCGGUAAACACCUUUAUACCCAGAGCCUACCCACCGGAGAUUACCUUUACAAUUUUACCUACACCGGAGAUGGAGACAUAACCUUGAUCACUGAUAACAAUGGUAACUUAGUCAAUGUCCGGAGAGAUUCCACUGGGAUGCCACUCUGGCUGGUGGUGCCAGAUGGCCAGGUCUACUGGGUGACAAUUGGCACCAACAGCGCUCUCAAGAGUGUGACAGCACAAGGGCAUGAAGUGGGUCUGAUGACGUACCAUGGCAACUCUGGUCUUCUUGCCACCAAGACCAAUGAAAACGGAUGGACAACAUUUUAUGAGUACGACAGCUUUGGCCGCCUGACCAACGUCACCUUCCCUACAGGCCAAGUCAGCAGCUUCCGCAGCGAUACCGACAGCUCAGUGCACGUCCAGGUAGAAACCUCCAGCAAGGACGACGUUACCAUAACAACCAAUCUGUCAGCAUCAGGCGCCUUCUACACCCUCCUGCAAGAUCAAGUCCGAAACAGCUACUACAUCGGCGCCGAUGGCUCUCUCAGGCUGAUGCUUGCUAACGGCAUGGAAGUAGCACUGCAGACUGAGCCCCACCUGCUGGCUGGCACCGUGAACCCGACGGUGGGGAAGAGGAACGUGACCCUGCCUAUCGACAAUGGCCUCAAUCUGGUUGAGUGGAGGCAGCGGAAGGAGCAAGCUAGAGGGCAGGUUACCGUCUUUGGACGCAGGCUGAGGGUUCACAACAGAAACCUGCUGUCCCUCGACUUUGAUCGUGUGACAAGAACAGAAAAAAUCUACGAUGACCAUCGCAAGUUCACUCUACGGAUCCUGUAUGACCAAGCAGGCAGACCUAGCCUCUGGUCUCCUAGCAGCAGGUUGAAUGGAGUUAACGUGACUUAUUCCCCAGGGGGACACAUUGCAGGGAUCCAGAGGGGAACUAUGUCAGAAAGGAUGGAAUACGAUCAGGCUGGCAGAAUUAUAUCCAGGAUCUUUGCUGAUGGAAAAUCAUGGAGCUACACUUACUUAGAGAAGUCCAUGGUGCUACUCCUCCACAGCCAGAGACAGUACAUCUUUGAGUUUGAUAAGAAUGAUCGAUUGUCAUCCGUCACCAUGCCUAAUGUCGCCCGGCAGACCUUAGAAACCAUCCGGUCCAUCGGAUACUACAGGAACAUCUACCGGCCUCCAGAGGGCAAUGCCUCCGUCAUUCAGGAUUUCACUGAGGAAGGGCAGCUCCUUCACACCUUCUACUUGGGGACAGGGAGGCGUGUCCUAUACAAGUAUGGCAAGCUGUCCAAGCUAGCCGAAAUGCUCUAUGAUACUACUAAGAUUGGUUUCACCUAUGAUGAAACUGCUGGCAUGUUGAAGACAAUAAACCUGCAAAAUGAAGGGUUCACCUGUACUAUCAGAUACAGGCAGAUAGGCCCACUCAUUGACCGUCAGAUUUUCCGCUUCACUGAGGAAGGCAUGGUGAACGCACGCUUUGACUACAAUUAUGAUAACAGCUUCAGAGUGACCAGCAUGCAAGCAGUGAUCAACGAGACACCGUUACCCAUCGAUCUCUACAGAUACGAUGAUGUGUCAGGCAAAACGGAGCAGUUUGGUAAAUUUGGGGUCAUCUACUACGACAUCAAUCAGAUUAUCACCACCGCUGUCAUGACUCACACUAAGCACUUUGACGCCUAUGGCAGGAUGAAGGAGGUCCAGUAUGAAAUAUUCAGGUCGCUCAUGUACUGGAUGACUGUGCAGUAUGACAACAUGGGGAGAGUGGUGAAGAAGGAACUGAAGGUCGGACCGUAUGCAAACACAACGAGGUACUCUUAUGAGUACGAUGCUGAUGGCCAACUGCAGACAGUGUCUAUCAAUGACAAACCGCUCUGGCGUUACAGUUAUGACCUCAAUGGAAACCUCCAUUUGUUGAGUCCUGGGAACAGUGCCCGUCUCACCCCACUAAGGUAUGACCUGAGGGACAGGAUUACGAGAUUGGGGGAUGUGCAGUACAAAAUGGACGAAGAUGGCUUCCUGAGACAAAGGGGGAAUGACAUUUUUGAGUACAACUCAGCAGGCCUGCUCAUUAAAACGUACAAUAAAGCGAGCGGCUGGAGCGUGAAAUAUCGUUAUGAUGGCCUCGGAAGAAGAGUUUCUAGCAAAACUGCCCAUGGCCACCAUUUACAGUUCUUCUAUGCAGACCUGACCAACCCCACUAAGGUCACCCAUUUGUACAACCAUUCCAGUUCCGAGAUCACCUCCCUCUACUAUGAUCUCCAAGGCCACCUCUUUGCAAUGGAGCUCAGCAGCGGAGAUGAGUUCUACAUAGCCUGUGAUAACAUCGGGACCCCUCUGGCAGUCUUCAGCGGGACGGGCUUAAUGAUCAAGCAGAUACUGUACACAGCAUACGGGGAGAUCUACAUGGACACCAAUCCCAAUUUCCAGGUCAUCAUCGGAUACCAUGGAGGUCUGUACGACCCCCUCACUAAGCUCAUCCACAUGGGGCGGCGAGACUAUGAUGUGUUAGCUGGGCGAUGGACAAGCCCAGAUCAUGAUAUGUGGAAACAUCUGAGCAGCAACAACAUAAUGCCUUUCAACCUUUAUAUGUUCAAAAACAACAACCCUAUUAGCAACGCUCAGGAUAUCAAAUGUUACAUGACAGAUGUCAACAGCUGGCUGCUAACCUUUGGUUUCCAACUACACAAUGUUAUCCCUGGAUAUCCCAAGCCAGAUACAGAUGCAAUGGAGCCAUCAUAUGAGCUUAUCCACACGCAGAUGAAAACCCAAGAGUGGGACAAUAGCAAGUCAAUCUUGGGAGUGCAGUGUGAAGUGCAGAAACAGCUGAAAGCCUUCGUCACCCUAGAGCGCUUUGAACAGAUCUACAGUUCCAGCAUCGCUGGGUGCCGGACGGUCAAGGAGAACAAGAACUUUGCCUCAGGAGGAUCUGUCUUUGGCAAAGGGGUCAAGUUUGCCAUGAAGGAUGGGCGUGUGGCCACCGACAUCAUCAGUCUGGCCAAUGAGGACGGGCGCCGGAUCGCAGCCAUACUGAACAACGCCCACUACCUGGAGAACUUGCACUUCACCAUCGAGGGAGUGGACACACAUUAUUUCGUUAAGCAAGGGCCAUCAGAAAGCGACUUGUCCAUACUGGGCCUCAGUGGCGGGCGGAGAACCCUGGAGAACGGCGUGAACGUUACAGUGUCCCAGAUCAACACAAUACUCAGCGGAAGGACUAGACGUUAUACGGACAUCCAGCUCCAGUAUGGAGCACUGUGUCUAAACACCCGUUAUGGGACCACCUUGGACGAGGAGAAAGCCCGCGUGCUGGAGCUGGCCAGGCAACGUGCCAUAGCCCAGGCCUGGGCCAGGGAGCAGCAGAGACUGCGGGAUGGGGAGGAGGGCAUUCGCUCGUGGACAGAAGGGGAGAAGCAGCAAGUGCUAAACACGGGCCGGGUGCAGGGCUAUGACGGCUACUUUGUGAUCUCAGUGGAGCAAUACCCAGAACUCUCAGACAGCGCCAACAACAUCCAUUUUAUGAGACAGAGCGAAAUGGGCAGAAGGUGACAGAGAGGGUCAAUGCGGUGACUUCUUGCCAAAGACAGCUACUCUUUUGUGGCCACUUACCUGACUGUGUUGUACUCAAUCCUUUUUCUAAACUGAACCUGGCGGGGGGAGGAAAAUAAGGAGAGAAAGAAUAUGGUUGCACUGUAACUCAUGCAACAUACUUUUUUUUUAUUUUAAAUUUGGCCUUCACAUGUUUUUUGCAAUGAACAGAAGGUAUAUUUUGCCGUAGUGUGAUCACAGUGAAAUUUACUCUCUUUUGUCCUUUUUUCCCUUUUGUGAGGAAUUUAAAAUGGGGAGUUGUCAACGUACAUCCAUGGGUUACUCGGUGUGAAGUGAGAAAUGGGUGUCUGUGCUAACUUGUUUCAUCCUAAUCCUUUCUUAUUUGGCACAGGGACAGCUAGCCUUCCACCCGAAGAGCAGCUCAGAAACGCUGGGCACGCUGGAAACGGAAGAUGACAAUGAUUCCGAAUCUCUCAAAGUGACUGUCUGAAUCGUGUGCCUCAAAAGAGAACUUACAAGGAGUUUUCACCUUUCACUUGGGACAGAAAGUGUUUCUUGGGCUCCUGCUGCACAGAAGUAGAUUAUAGUGGCAAAAGGAGCAGAAUAUAUUAACUUGCAAGAUGAUUCUCUUCCUUCCUGAACUGGAAUUAAAAAAAAAACCAGUCUUUUUCAUUAUGAUAGUAGAUUUUUUUCUCUUGCUUUUUUGGUCCAUGCACAAAUCCUGUUUUUAGUUUAAAAAGCCAGUAAAGGCCAAGAAAAAUGCUCCCACUCUAUUGGAAAACAUCCUCUCUCGUGCCUAGAGCUGUUCUCUCGAUGGGUUGAAUGCACCGAAGUUGUAGACAUAACCCCAUUAAAUGCAUAGUAUUUCAGUACACCAGGUUGUGUGUUCAGCAGUCCGCUGGGCUGUGUCCAAUAAAGCAACUUCAUUUUUAGGAAGCUAAUUUGAGUCUGAAAGUAGGAUAGUCUCCCACAUACCAUUGAAGAGUGCAGCAAAUCCAUACUCCAGCAUUCUUGCUUUUGGGGGCUGUCUUUAUUAGCCUGGAAACUGGUUUUCAGUGCCAGGUUGGUAAAUCAUUUAUGGCUAUGGCAAACCUGCCUCUCUGGAACUCUGUCAGCAGGGAAUUUAAAAGGUUUAAUAAGCAACAGCAGCAGGGGAAAUAUUGGACCCAAGCCUCUAACUGUUCCUUUCCCCUUCCGCCCCACUGGGAUACGAAGGAGCUCGAAUUAUGUGAGUAGCCCAGUGAGGGUUAACAGCGAACAAGGAGGCAUUUGAAUAGAAAUGCCCACUAGAGAGGAGCCCAAGUAGUUUACAAGAAACUGCUGACAAAGUUGCUUGACAUGCUAAUGUAAUUUGUACUCACAUAAGCCCGUGCUAUGGUAUGUGCAAGAGUCCUUGUGAUUCACGUGAACAAGGAGACUGAGCUGAGCUUCUUCCUGAGAAAAUUCUCUGCUGAUACAGGACAUUGCUGCAGUCAGAGAAACACAGGUGUGAUGCCAUCCAGACCUCUGGCUCUGAAAGAGUCAGCAUUCCUAUCUCAUAGAGCUGGAAGGGACCCUGAAAGGUCCAGCCCCCUGCCUUCACUAGCAGGAUCACUUAGUGAUUUUGCCCCAGAUGCCUAAGUGGACCCCUCAAGAAUUGAACUCCCAACCCUGGGUUUAGUAGGCUAAUGCUCAAACCACUGAGCUAUCCCUCACCCACACACCCCUGAACUUUCACCGGCUUUCAAAGAGCAGCUCAGAACCUCUUACACAUUCUGAAAUUUUUAACUUCUUUCAUCUUCAGUUUUUGCUUCCAGGUUCUAACCAGAGACAGACUGAGCCAUGCCAAAACAUCAUAACAAGAGAGGUUUCAGAGCCGGCCCUUGGAGCAUGGUAUUCUGUAGUCCCCUAAAAUCACGCCCUCUUCCGCUGCACGCACCAAGCUCAGUAAACCCCACCACCAGCAUCACUGCCUUCUGCCAAGACGGUAUCCCCGGGUCUACUCAGUUACAGGAUAGCAACAAGGGUGGAAAGGACUCAGUGGGCACAAACUCCAUUGAUAGAGAAAAUUGUGGUGGCCCCAGUUCUAUCACAACUUUCCUGUGGAUGCAGAACUUGUCUGACUCUGUCCUUAAGGCCCCCUCCUGGCUGUUCUCAUGCUUUUGCCAGAUGGAAGUGAAGGAAAUCUCCCAAGAGAGCCUGUUCGCCGUAAAAAUUUUAACCUAAUGUUACAGACCCAGUGAGAGACGCAUCCAGAGUUUUAGAUUCUGAUCUUAACUGAACCCAAACAUUGACCCAUGUGAAGUUCACCAUCUCUGAUGCUUACCUACCAUCCUGCUGUUUUAAUAAUUCCUCCUGGCUUGCAGGAAAGGGAGUGGUUUUGAUACAGUAAUUCAGUGUUAUUCUUUGCAGAGCAGGAAGAGCGUUGGCCAGGACUGAACUGGCAGGCAUCCUUUAUGGAGAAAUAUAUUGGCAGGAGUAAAUAGCAAGUAGUGGUAAGUCUUGAAAAUCAGCACCAGUUCUGUCAGAGUGGCUUCACUCUCUGGGAGGAGGAGGUUCUGAAACAGAGCAGAGCUAAUGCUGGCUGAAAAUGAAUGGGCUGCCCAUCUGUGUGUUAUAAAACAGCUAGACACUCUGUUCCAUACACCACCUCUUCCUUUUAACGCUGCUCUGGCAAAGUGUAGCAGGGAAGACAGGGAAGUCUCGUAUCCAUUCACAUAUGUUUGUUAAAAAAGUAAUGGGGAUUUUACGAUGGUAAAUCUGCUACGUUUACAUGGAGUAGAGGAAAGGAAAUUCAAGUCUGAAACACUCCCAAUGGAAACCUUGCUGGCCUGAGAUGUUACCUUUAUAGCCUUACCCAGAGUCUUCAGGUUAUUACACAACUAAUGAAUCCGAGUAGGUCUUCCAUUUUUCAUGAGUCUCACAAAUCUGCCUGUAGCCAAGAGCAAUCCAAAUCCACAUCGUGGCAAAAAUCAGUGCAAAUUAGAUUUAACUCUUCGUUCACAAGCAAUGUGCUGGGUCUAAAACUGCCCGACUUCCCAUUAAAGUCCAUUAGUGGCCUGGAGUUGGAGUCUGUGCACAGCCCAGGAAAUGGAGGAGUUAUUAUUUUGAAUCUCUUCUCUCCUGACUAUUAAAAAGGUCCUUCAACAGAAUGAUGUUCCUCUAGCACUAACUAAGACAAACCUAAACAAUCGAUCAAGGAGACAGUCGACUGCUUGUGUCGUCAGCAGCGCAAUAGUAUCAAGAGAGGUUUGGGAUAUCUCCCACUCACCUUACUGGAGGGGGGUGAAAACCUGAAAGGCUAUUUACUAUCCUGGCACUGUAAGAUUCCCCUUGUCCUGCCAUAAGGGUCUUGUCUACAAGAGUCCAGUGUUUUUCUGUGGAGUUCACCCUCUGGGGUAAGGGGAAUGUUAAAAAUUCCAGGGCCGCUUGACCACUUGUUAACUGUUGCCCUGCUGAACAACAUACUCAUGCAGCUUACCCAUAAUUGAUUACAGUGUAUAAGUAUCUACAUAGAGAACAAAUAUUUAAUAACGGGUUCUUUAAUCUAGCAGAGAAGGGUCUAACACGGUCGAAUGGCUGGAAGUUGGAGCUAGACAAAUUGAGACUGUAAAUAAAGGGUCCAUUUCUAACAGUGAGAGUACUAACCAUUGGAACAAUUUACCAAGCGUUGUGGUGGAUUCUUCCAUUGCUGAUCAUUUUUAAAUUAAGAUUGGCUGUUUUUGUAAAAGAUCUGCUCCAGGAAUUGUUUUGGGGAAGUUCUCGAGCCCGUGUUAUACAGGAGGUCAGACUAGAUGAUCACAAUGGUCCCUUAUGGCUUUGGAAUCUGUGAAUAAAUCUUUCCCCUAUGGCACCUGUAGCCUGACAUUCCAUUUCUAUCCCUCACGUACAGUGGGUGGCUCUGUCCCCCUCUUGGAGCUGAACCACACCGAGGUUUAUGGGUCUGCUGCCGACUUUUUGCUAAAAGAGUUUGAUCUCAGGCAGUAGAGGUUUGUGCUUUUCAGAUGCAGAAGUCCUAAGUUCCACCCUGAGGCAUUACCCUAAAUAUUCAUUUUAAUGAUCAUGUAGGACCCACUGCCAGGACCAAGGCUAGCAUGGAACAGCUGGGUUUAGUUUCUGACUAACAAGCACACAUCCUGCCCCAAAAGAAUUCCAGCCCCCGCCCCUUGCACAUUUCCCUCAAAAUGGAACUAGUGUGAAUCAGCAGCUUCAAGUUACAAUGAAUUGUGUUUGAAGUGCCACUGCUGACCUUGAAAUCUAGUUGUGGGGGGGUCUGCUAUCCUAAUCAAUUCACAGUCCAGGCCAGCAGUAUCAAGGACAAGCGCCCACAGGUCUUAGUCUGCACUCAGACAAAACUCCCAUUGGAUUAGUGGACGUUUUUGCCCGCAUGUCGACUUGAGGAUCAAGCCACAUGUGCUGAAAUGUGUUUAUUUUGUAGCAAAAUUAGACCUGGCACCUGUAUCAUCUGGACCAGACUCAUAGCAGGUCGGUCUCUGCAGCAGACAAGUCUACUGCACUCUUCAACCUUGUUUUAAAUGAUCCAACAGUGGAGCUUCCAGCUAUGCCCAUAGGAAGUUCACGUUGCGGGAUGGAUAGCUGCAGCUUUUUCCCUUUUCCACCCACUACAGAGAGGAAUCAGUGCAGUUUUUUGUCCCCUGCAGGUUUGGCUCACUCCUACCUUUGACUUUCAUUAUUCAGAAGGCAUCGCAUUUGUGUAGCAAUUUCAGCCCCACUAGACUCAUUUAGCACUGUGAGAUGUACUGCAAUGUUUGUUUCCUCCAAGCUUUUUUGGACAGAAAUUGUCUAUCCAGAGCUUGGAAAAAAUCAUUAAGCACCAGUGACCGGAGGGACUCAUACAGCGCAUCGUAUCUUUGUCAUUACUGCUAUUGAUCAGAGCCAUGGCAAAAUGGGCCAACAAAUCUUAAAAAUACCAGGCAAGAACAAAAUAGAUGGAGGCCGUUAAGCGACCUCAUGCUUGAUUUGGGUUUAAAAGACAGAUGACUGGGAGCUGUCCUCAAGACAUCAUUUGGCUGUAGGUUAGGAACAGUGAGGAAAUUCUGUACUGUAUCUGUGGUCGCUUUACUGAGCUGAGGGAAUGGUAAGAUUCUGCUCCGGCUGCUAAACGGACUCUGCAACAAGAAUAAAUCAAAAUUGGUUAAAAAAAAAAUCUAAUAAAGCACCUUUUCGGCUGUGACUUGUAAGUGUCACCAUGAUAAAUGACAAUGCACUCCAUUAUGCAAAGACAAGACUCUUAACAGGAAAUUUUAGAAUUUGAUUUUGUGAUUUACAGCGAGGGCCCCCGUCAUAUUUAUAGCACGGCCGUCUGUUUUGAUUCAAUCGCAGCGUAAAUGAAACCAGGACCACAGAUCUCAGCAAUGCGGCUGCUCUUUAAACACCAAGGGGGCAUAAACACACAAUGUUAAUAAUGGAGCUAAAGAUUGCUUGGCUUGUUAACUGGUAUUUGGUUUAUCUUCGGCAGUGAAAGGCUGUAUCUUAGCACUGCUGAACCUGGGUAAGACACAUACAAAUUAUGUUCAUAAUGGUGCACACUGUAACAGGCCCUUUGGUGAAAUAAACUUUGGACCUUGUUAUCUUGAAACACACAAUCCACCAUCCCUGCAUAGCAUAGAAAUCCUCACAGGACCCCAUUGUGUUGACCACUGGCCUGUUUGUUUUUGUUAGUAUUAAUACUGUCCUUAUUCGAACUGAAUGAUUUUCACCAUUUCUUUUCUAUUAUAGCUCAUAGUAAAUAUUUAACUAUAUUAUUUUCCCAAGUUACAACAAAGAUUUUACUGAUUUUAAACAAAAUAAAGCCAAUGGACUUUUAACUGUAGGGUACGUUUAACUAAAAUCCUCCAGGAUUGGAGAGUGAUUUUUUAAAAGACACACUGUUUGCAUUGUACAAAAUGAUCAGUUUUAGAAUGCCCCUCCCACUAAAUGUACCUUGUUUAAGGAAGGCUAUAUCAUGUCCUGAUGGCUGUGAUCUUAUUUCCUAUAGUGAUAUAUAUGAAGCUGUGUUAUUUGAACUGAAAACAGUCUUAAACGUUAAAAAAAAAGGUGGGGGUAGACAGCAAAAUUAUUGUCUCUCUCAUGUUUAUAGCAAUUUUAAAAAGUUGUGCUUAUGACAAAAUGUUACAUGGCUUAACUGUUAACCCCCAUCCCAGAGGGAAAUGGUAUUCGAGCAGAGGAGCCCUGAAAACUCCAAGUGAACACCAACCAAAACUGUUCUGGCAAAGACUGGGUCAAACUGCAGGACAGUUUCAGUGAUGUGACUGAAGUAACAAAUCAAAGCAUCACACUUUUCUAUUAAAACAAAUAAAUCUGCUUAUUUUGCAUGAGGCCUUCUGAAUGCAGCUACUCCUGUUCUUUUAGUCUAGAAGGAGGACUUUGUAUCAGAGCUGCAGCUGUAAUACCAACACGGGAGCCUCUUGUCAUUACCAUGUGUAAUAAUUUUCCUGAAGUCUGGAACUAAUUUUUGAGAAUUUUUUUUUCUCAACACUUUGUGUUUCUAACACUGUAUUCUUGACUGUGUAAAUACUACAAGGCUGUAAAUAAGUGCAAAUGUAGAUACCUUCUAGAAAAACAAACAGAAGUGACCGUGUGUAGCCUUCGGUGACAAAUAAAAGAAUAUUUUGUGUUUAAA
Messenger RNA from Chrysemys picta bellii (western painted turtle), 15825 nucleotides. The record is from RefSeq and is a predicted model, not a curated record. Lineage: Eukaryota; Metazoa; Chordata; Testudines; Emydidae.